Exophiala oligosperma is the source of this 3688-nucleotide messenger RNA. RefSeq lists its product as uncharacterized. Bases 1 to 1962 code for a protein of 653 amino acids. Lineage: Eukaryota; Fungi; Ascomycota; Eurotiomycetes; Chaetothyriales; Herpotrichiellaceae. The record is from RefSeq and is a predicted model, not a curated record. The transcript has 2 exons.
AUGGCUCAUCGACUUCACGACCUUUAUGCCGGUGACAGUCCUUGCUGUGGUCUGGCAGCGACCUCACGCUCACUGCCUGGGUUCAACAUGCUCCGACUCAACCGCCUAUACUUUAUCGUCGGAGCUAUCAUUCUCGUCCUGCUAUACGAGUCGCUGUCGUAUUUUCGGCCCAACGAUGUGACAGCUCCUCUCAGCGACCAAACCUUUCCCGAACCACAUCAAUCUGUAAACACAACCAAACCAUCGUGGUAUCCAUCUCGACCUGGCAGCUCUUCAACUAAUGCAGACACGAUAUCUCGGUUGAUCGCAGAUGCGAACAAGUUUUUCGAGGACCUAGUAGCGAAGCAAUCGAAAAAGCUUGACAAUGCCGCAAAGGCAUAUCGCCAGCGCCGUGGGAGGCAUCCACCUCCAGGCUUUGACAAAUGGUUCGAAUAUGCAAAUGCAAAUGAUGCCGUCAUUGUUGAAGAAUUUUUCGAUCAAAUUUAUCAUGACUUGGAACCGUUUUGGAGCUUGUCGCCUCACGAUAUACGUGCGAGAGCCCGCAACCUCGGUAUGCAUGUGCGUGUGCAUGAGCACAAAGCGGAAGCUGACACCGACUGGUUCUGGCAUGUCAUAUGGGCCAACAUGAUCAACGAAGUUGCUCAUCUGCUUCCCGAUAUGGUGAUCCCGCUCAACGCCAUGGACGAACCUAGGAUCAUGGUUCCUUUCGAAGAAAUUAGCACUCGGUUAGAGAAAGCAAGAGAAUCCCGGGCGUUGCCUCAGCAUGAAAAAAUCUCUGAUGUCGUCCAGGGUUGGACAGAGACCGCAGAGCCCGGCCAGGCGCAACCAGAAAUUGAAUGGUUCCAAUCCGCACCCUUGUCAUUCGCACGCGCCGCUUGUGAUUCAAAUAGCCCAUUGCGAACAGAGCCCAACAUGCUUCAUCGAGCCAUGGUAUCUAAGAAUGAUCACCCCAAUCCUCAAAGUUUCAUGGUUGGAGGCUUUGUUGGCAAUUGGACCCUUGCUUCGGAUUUGUGCCAGGAUCCCAGCAUCGGUGCAUACCACGGAGCUCUGACCAGCCCUCUUACCAAAUCAACGAGUCAAGAAUUGCUGCCAAUGUUCGGUGGUUCCAAAUUUACCGUCAACAACGAUAUCCUAAUUCCUGCACCCAUGCCCUGGAAUGGAAAUGAGAAUUUUGAUUCCGAAGACCCUCAUCCUUGGUAUUCCAAGAGUGCCAAAGCAAUUUGGCGAGGAACUGCCACUGGUGGACGGCACAAUGCACUGAAUUGGCCUAAUUUCCAUCGCCACAGGUUCGUUGCCUUGACAAAUGGCACCAAAUAUUCCCUUGCCGAUGAAACCACCGACCGCAUCUUUACCCCUCUGCAGCAACAAUCUUCACUCUCUGGUCUGUCCAGUGAUAUCCAGAAGAAUCUGAGCAAAUGGCUUAGUAAAUACAACGACGUCUGCUUCACCGAUUUGUUCUGUGAUAUACCUACCAAGGAGAGCCAAUGCUGGUACUUGUCGGACGAAUUUGAGGUCGGUGCCACCAUGAGCCUGCCAGAUCAAUAUGCUUCCAAAUUCCUACCCGAUAUCGAUGGUAACUCCUUCUCCGGACGGUAUCGCUCGUUUCUCAUGAGUAACUCUGUUCCCAUCAAGUCUACCCUGUAUCGCGAGUGGCACGAUGCUCGGCUUGUCGCUUGGAAGCAUUUUGUGCCCAUGAACAACCGCUUUACUGAUUAUUAUGCUAUAUUGGCCUACUUUGUCGGUUGCGAUGAGGACACGUGCGGUGCGGCUGGGAAGUAUGAGGGGCAUGAUUCCCAAGCAGAACGCAUUGCGAAGGCCGGAAAUGAGUGGGCAGCAAAGGUUCUCAGAAAAGUUGAUAUGCAGAUUUACGUCGCCAGACUUUUGUUGGAGUAUGGUCGCCUGACCGACAACAAAAGAGACACUCUUGGCUGGGUUGCUGACCUCAAGUCUGCCAGCCCUUGAUUGAUACAGGACCUCCCAUUUUGGAUAAAUGCACCUCCUCAGUAUCUAAACUUCUCGCCAACCAGAGUCUCGCUCAGAUUCCAAACCCGAUCGGCAUUUGACUGAUCCAAGGAAUAUGAAGCCACCACCUUUGGAUCGGACGUUACCUGGGUGUCGGAGAGGAAACUACUCCGGUCAACUGCAUUUCUGUCAACAAAAAUUCCAUCACAUUAUGGUUGUGGAUCUUUACCUGUCAGGUUCGGAUCUAUGGCCGCGCGAAGAGUGGUCGCACAACCCUGCUGCGGAGUUUUGCGUGGUGGCAUCACGGCAGGACUCUUUGAUAUGACCUCGAUCCCUUCUUUCAUCGUGAUUGGAUCCAGAAAACGACGGAGAUUACUUGGUACACCUGUAAUGUCGCAAAUGCCUUCAAGCCUUUGCCUCGUAACAUUUUGUUCAAUGCCACCGCCAUCAAGACAUUUGCAGCCUUGCUCUGACCAUAUGAGAGGAAAGGGACGUAAUCCUUUCCAUCGUUGAAGCUUGGGUCGUCCAAGACAUUGGAGAGAACAUUGCCGUAGCUGGCAACGUUGACCACUCUGGCGUCAGGACUUGCAGCCAGGAUUUUCGGCAUGAGCAGAUUCGUCAGCAGAAAGUGCCCAACGUGAUUUGUGGCGAACUGUCUCUCAAUCCCAUCCUCAGUUUUGGAAUAUGGACAAGCCAUAAUCCCAGCGUUGUUGAUCAAGACGUGGAUCUUGGGAAUGCUGGUGUCGUUGAGAAUCUGCUGAGCUGCAUGGCGCACACUGUUCAAGGAAUCCAGGUGAAUCUGGACAAACUUUGUGACUAUCUCAGGGUUGAUGUUGUGGAUUUUAUCCAUGACAGGUUUGAUUUUUUCGAUAUCUCGACCCAAUAAGGCCAUCAUGCUUGGACCUCCUUUGGCCAAGGCAAUAGCAGUUUCAGAGCCAAUACUCUCCCAGCUUGGACCCGUGAUGACGACUAUAUCUGUCAGCAAAGCUUCCGAACUACUCGAGUUAUCGACUUGCAUGUUUUGUUCUUGAUUCUGUCAGAAAACGCGGCCACGACCUCAUCACCGGUUGUUUCGAAUCCGAAUGCCAUCAUAGAGUACGCGUAUCAACCUGGUCGAGAAUUGAAAAAGUUCAAACGUUGGACUGGCCGUUGUUGCAAGACUUCUUUGGUACCCUCAUUCUUGCAACUAUAUAUCAUUCUUCUCCUGUCCAUCAGGCUGUGAUUGAUCCACAAUAUGCAUGAUCAGGAGCUGGAUGCGGACUUUACGGAUUUACAUCACGGGUGUUAUUGGCUGAACAGGAGUAAGCCAGAGGCAUCCGCCAUUCUUUUAGUUGUCUUACGGCCAUUUACCGAGGAGAAAAUAUCUGCAAGGCUGCGGCCGCCGGCCUUUGUACAUGAUGCUUAAGUCCAGCACGGGGAUGACUCUGCUUUCUCAAGAGCUCGGAAGUUCGCCGAAGCAACAUCGAAGCAGCACCUAUGAUUACCGUGAGAAAUAACUCUUUGAUGUUACAGUGUACAACAAAUACAUUCAUCUGUUCCACGAUUGCCCAAGCCGUAUGGUUCUACCUCUGUCGUCUGUGUCCUUGCAGGAAAGCGGGUGGCGAGAGUUCAAGCAAACGGUCAAGACAAAGAAGGGUGAUUUGACCCUGUACCCAUCCCGUUAGAUUUACCGUCAUGCAGUCCUCUCUGUAGGCAGAUAUCGAUACAAAUCGGCAUUGCUUUUCCC